This is a messenger RNA of Drosophila novamexicana, 1799 nucleotides long. RefSeq names its product lysophosphatidylserine lipase ABHD12. Gene Ontology annotation, biological process: phosphatidylserine catabolic process; monoacylglycerol catabolic process. Lineage: Eukaryota; Metazoa; Arthropoda; Insecta; Diptera; Drosophilidae. The coding region runs from base 398 to 1657 and encodes 419 amino acids. The transcript is spliced from 5 exons. Gene Ontology annotation, cellular component: endoplasmic reticulum membrane. Gene Ontology annotation, molecular function: monoacylglycerol lipase activity; phosphatidylcholine lysophospholipase A1 activity. The record is from RefSeq and is a predicted model, not a curated record.
ACUUACAACUUUGGCAAGGACAGAGUUUUUGGUAUUUGAAUAUAUUAUAUAAAAUAUAGCCAGAACUAACACUAACCGUGGCCAUAAUCUUGCAGAUCUCAGCAAAGCAAAGGUCAUAGAAAUAUCUAAAUAUUUAGACUGAAACACAACUUUACACUUUCAGCAUUUGCCACGUAGACUGCAACAAAGGCGCCGACGUUUAGUACGUUUGUAAAAGACAAAUCCGUGAAUCUCACACAGAAUAACAAAUAUUUUAUACAGCAAAAAGAAAACCAAAACCAAGCCCUAUUUUUUAUACUGCUCUGCUAAAAUUAACCAAAGGCUCGAUCGUACAAUCAUACAAAUUUGAAAUAAUCAUAAUCGCGCCAACUUCUCGUCAGCAGCCGCAUUGCGCACAAUGUACGAGCUUCAUAGUUGUUUAAAUUUAGUUUUCUAUGCAACGAUCAUUCCCGGAACGAUCCUAAUUAGUUGGCUGACUGGGCUAGUUGGCCUGCCCUGUCUGGUGAUAGCCCUGCUGCUGUUCCUCGCCUUCUUCGUACUGCUGCCUCUGGCUUUUCGGUCCUCCGUGACACUGCAGCGGGGCAUACUUUUCCUCACAUUUAUUACCUACCCGAAAGGACUUGACCUCACUAAACCGGAUAGCGUUGGACUUUAUGCCACACGCAACUUCUAUAUCACCGUUAAGGAUCAUGACGAAGACGAUGACGGCGUACGCAUUGGUGUCUGGCACGUCCUGCCCAAGAACACAGUGCGCCGAUUUCGGCGAGAGCUGCAUGUGGAGACGGCCUAUGAGGAGGAUGCGGAAUCAGCUGCGUCGCACGACCAGUUGUCCCUGCCCAGCAACAUCGCCGACAACAAUGAGGAGCUAGAGCGAUUGGCACCUGCGCUGCGAGCUGAAUUCCCAGUAAUUGUGCCUGAGAAUGAACAGCUAUUUUAUGAGCGCUUACUACGCGUGCCUGGCGGCUGCGUGGUCCUCUAUUUGCAUGGCAACACAGCUACCAGGGGCAGCGGUCAUCGUUCCGAGGUGUACAAGCUGCUACGGCAACUGAACUAUCACGUCUUUUCCUUUGACUAUCGCGGUUACGCGGACUCGGAUCCUGUGCCGCCCACAGAGGACGGUGUGGUGCGUGAUGCAAUGAUGGUUUUUGAAUACAUUGCGAAUUUGACAUCAAAUCCGAUUUUCAUAUGGGGCCAUUCCCUCGGCACUGGUGUGGCCACCCACAUGUGCGCCAAGCUGGCGAGUUUAAAGGAGCGCGGUCCGCGCGGCGUCAUACUGGAAAGUCCAUUUACAAACAUUCGUGACGAGAUUCGGCUGCAUCCGUUCUCGCGACCCUUCCGACAUCUGCCCUGGUAUGACUUUACGAUCUCGGAGCCAAUGUACAGUAACAAACUGCGCUUUGAGUCGGACAAGCAUGUGGCCGAGUUUCAUCAACCCAUCAUGAUCGUGCACGCUGAGGACGAUGUUGUGGUGCCUUUUCAUCUGGGCUACCGACUCUACCGAAUUGCACUUGAUAAGCGCAGUCGCUCCUGGGGACCGGUUGAGUUUCAUCGUUUUGAUGGGAGUCAUGGCUACGGCCACAAGUAUUUAUGUCGGGCUCCGGAGAUGCCGAGACUGGUGCAAAACUUCCUGGAGACGUAUCGCGAUGCAGUCUACUAGACAAGGAUUCCUUGCUGGAAUGUAGAUCGUAAAUUAUUUAUAAAAGCAACGGAGUAUUUAAAUUAAAUUUUAUACCGCAACAUGUAACAAUAUUAAUCGCACGGUGCAUACAAAUUAAAAUAGUCAUUUAUAGGAUACAAAA